AUGUUGCUACCGGGUGGUGGAUUAGGGAUGAAUUCCAUGAUGGAUGAUAUGAAUUUGAUUCAGCAGGCACAGAGGCAUCACUUGGUGGUUCGGGAGCUUGGAGAAGAGAUUGAUUUAGAAAUUGGACCUGGGGAUGAUGAUCCUGCAUUUGCUAACACCCCCCUCAUUGGUGGUCCGCCACGAGAACCUUCUGCUGAGGAUCAUGAUGAAAGCAAGAAUAUGGUAAUGGUUUCUCAAAUCCCUAGUGAUGACCAAGAUAUGUCAAAGGGACAACCAGUAAAAAGGAAGAAAAAGGUUGUGAAAAGAUGGAGAGAGGAAUGGGCAGAUACCUACAAAUGGGCUUAUGUUGAUGUCAAGGAAGGGACGGCUAGGAUUUUUUGCUCUGUGUGUAGGGAGUAUGGCCGGAAGCAUAGAAGAAACCCCUAUGGAAAUGAGGGUAGCCGAAAUAUGCAGAUGAGUGCACUCGAGGAACACAACAAUAGUUUGCUUCACAAAGAGGCACUUCGCCUUCAAAUGGCUUCCAAGGAUAAGAUCAUUGCUGACAAACCCAUUUAUGUCAAAGCUCUUAUGUCAAAAACGGCUGGAUCAAUCGUUGAAGCUGCACUGAAAAGGGAUCCUCAUGAGGUUGAGUUCAUACAAUCGCUGCAAGAAGUAGUUCAUGCUUUAGAAAGAGUGAUUGCAAAAAAUUCUCAUUAUGUAAGCAUCAUGGAGCGCUUGUUAGAACCUGAGCGUAUGAUUGUUUUCCGAGUGCCAUGGGUGGAUGAUAGAGCAUUACCAAGUUUCUUGGAUUUGAAACAGACUUUAAAGAAUGCCUUGUCACCAUACAAAAUCGGAGGGGCAGCGGGCGGUAGUGAUUUUGAUCCAAAGGGAAAAAGUGAUAAUGAGCUGGCAGGUUAUGCGUUUUGCCAAAGUUUUAUGAAUGAGAUGUAUCGCUAUUUGGGUAUUGACAAGGACCUUCCUUCAGAGGAGAUGGGUGUUGGUACUCGGGAGAUGGGAUAUCUCUUCGGACAAUAUAGACGUCUAGCUGGUCACUUUCAGGUACCAGAAACACCGGGAAGUUUUACAGGGCCAAGGAUAUUUUGGUCUGGUUCUAGCCUUCGAACUGAAGCGACUGGAUAUGGGCUGGUUUUCUUUGCACAGCUCCUACUUGCAGACCUGAAUAAAGAUUUCAAAGGAUUAAGGUGUGUUGUGAGCGGCUCAGGAAAGAUUGCUUUGCAUGUCCUGGAGAAGCUUAUUGCAUAUGGUGCUCUUCCCAUUACAGUUUCUGAUUCAAAGGGUUAUCUGGUGGAUGAGGAAGGAUUUGAUUAUAUGAAAAUCUCAUUUUUGAGAGAGAUCAAAGCGCAAAAUAGAAGUUUGAGAGAUUAUUCAAAGACUUAUGCUCGAUCUAAGUAUUAUGAUGAAGCGAAACCUUGGACUGAAAGGUGUGAUGUUGCAUUUCCUUGUGCUACACAGAAUGAAAUUGAUCAGUCUGACGCCAUUAGUCUGGUUAAUUCAGGUUGUCGUAUACUAGUAGAAGCUAAUGUUCUAAUUGCUCCUGCAGUGGCUGCUGGUGCUGGUUCAAGAUCUAACAUCUGGGUUUUUAAGGAAGUGGCACUGGGAGAAUAUGUGGGAAGUGGUGGCUGGAGAAUUGAAUUGAACCACGAGUGUAAUUCAGUGAACUGGUCCCCCGAGGACUUUGAAUCUAAAUUACAGGAAGCAAUGAAACAGACUUAUCAGAGAAGCCUCAAAGCCGCAGCUGAUUUUGGGUUACCAGAAAGAAAGUCCUGA
Messenger RNA from Prunus armeniaca (apricot), 1767 nucleotides. The record is from the annotation of a GenBank genome assembly. NCBI's taxonomy places the organism in Eukaryota, Viridiplantae, Streptophyta, Magnoliopsida, Rosales, Rosaceae.